CUGGAGCUUGCUGUCGACUCCCCUUCUUUCGCCCUUGACUUUCCAACUCAGGUCUGUUCCUGAAGCAACCCGGGUCGUGGUUCUGGUCAUCUCUCUAGUUUCACCUCUCCCUCUACUCUACCGACGAGGACUGUACCCAGCAGCCCCUCCCUUCCCCUUGUCGCUGCUACCCAACGUCAUAGCGAUCCUGGGCUCCGCCAUCGUCAGAUUAUCAUCCAUUGCGCACUGUCAACAUGGCGGGGUGGUUCUCUUCAACGUCACCGAUCGAGGAUCAGGUGGAGAAGGCCACCGCAUCUUCCCUAGAGGACAUUGCGCUUAACUUAGAGAUCUCCGACCUUAUCCGAUCGAAGGGUGUCCAGCCCAAAGAUGCUAUGAGAUGCUUGAAACGCCGGUUAGAAAACAAAAACCCAAACAUACAGCUGGCGACAUUGAAGUUAACAGACACAUGCGUGAAGAAUGGCGGUACUCACUUCUUGGCGGAGAUUGCGUCGCGCGAAUUCAUGGAUAAUCUUGUUUCGCUUCUCAAGACCGAGGGUGCUCCGCUAAAUUCCGACGUGAAGGCCAAAAUGUUAGAAUUGAUUCAGGACUGGGCUAUGGCAGCCCAGGGCCGUAUGGACCUGAGCUACGUCGGCGAAACAUACAGGAGGCUGCAAGACGAAGGCUUCCGAUUUCCCCCCAAGACCCAGAUUAGCGGAAGCAUGCUGGAAAGCAGUGCGCCUCCUGAGUGGAUCGACUCCGAUGUCUGCAUGCGCUGCCGUACUCCCUUCAGCUUCAUGAACCGCAAACACCACUGUCGCAACUGCGGGAGUGUCUUCGAUGCCCAAUGUUCCAGCAAAACCCUGCCCCUACCUCAUCUCGGAAUCCUGCAGCCUGUUCGAGUGGACGAUGGCUGUUAUGCCAAGUUGACUUCCAAAGCCCUUGCGCCCAGCGGCCUUUCAGACCGAGCAUCAUUCAAGAACAACUCUAUAACCAAAUCCAGUGUGAUGGAGCCUCGUGGAGGUAGAGCUGAAGGGGGGUUCGAUGAUGAUCUGCGCCGGGCGCUACAGAUGAGCUUAGAGGAGGCGCAGAACAAAGGCUCAAGUGGUUAUGUUCCACAGAGUACGGUCCAGCAGCCACCGAGAGCACCUGCUCAACCUGCCGUAGAAGAGGAGGAGGAUGCGGAUCUGAAGGCUGCUAUCGAAGCGUCUCUGCGUGACAUGGAGGAGCACAAGCAGAAGCAUGCGGCCGCUUUGAAGAACACAUCGUCUGCAGACACACAGUCCCGCCAAACACCAAGUGCAACCCCGUUGCCAAAGAACUCCUACGAACUCAGCCCAGUCGAGGUAGAGAACAUUCAUCUUUUCGCUGCUCUGGUCGACCGACUACAACACCAGCCUCCGGGCACCAUACUCCGCGAACCUCAGAUCCAGGAACUCUACGAAAGUAUUGGCGCGCUCCGCCCCAAAUUGGCACGGAGCUAUGGGGAGACCAUGAGCAAACAUGAUACAGACACUCUCCUUGACCUACACGCCAAACUCUCGACGGUUGUCCGAUACUAUGAUCGCAUGCUUGAGGAACGGCUAUCCAGCGCUUACGCACACCACUCUCUAGGGUACAGCCCGGUCCCCGGCGGAUCGCCAUACCCCAACAUCUACCCGCCCAUGCCCGCCCAGGCGCCUGAUGGGAAGACUGGAACCGAAAGCUUCUACUAUGGGAAUCCGAUCGCCGAGAGUCACCAGGCUCCGACAGCGCCUUACCCGCAGCCUCAACCUGAAAGGGAGCUGCAUGAGAGAGUUGGGACACGUAGUGGUACCAUGAGCCCUAGUGUCUACGCGCAUCCAUCACAGCCCAUCUCACCCAGUGUACCCUGGAACGGCAGUGCUCAUGCUGUUGCCUCUCCACAACCUUCGAGUGCCAGUAUGGCUUACCCCAGCAACCCUUCGGCUUAUGCGGGGCCGGCCGGUCCGACGCAGUUCUACACCUCUCCACCACACGUGGAAUCCGAUGUCAAACCGGCGCAGCACGCCCGACCAAUGGAGCCAGACAUGCCUUAUCAGGGCUCACCGGUGAUGCAACGGGAGACACUGUAUCAACCGUCGGCACCGUCAGCCCCAGAUCUCCCGGCCGACCAAGGACCGGCUUCAGGCUACGGGCUUCAGCGGCAGCCAACGGACCCGUCUGCUGCAUUGUUUUAUGCUCCGCAGCCUCCUCAGGGGCACCCCUAUCCGGCAUACCCUCAAGGCGCGCCGGUACAUCCUGGCCAGGCUGGGGGGGAUGUCUCUCCCGUGGGGGUGACGCCGGCUCAUGCACCGUAUCAACAGCCCACGCCAUCUCGGCCACCGGUAGAAGAAAGUCUGAUUGAGCUGUAG
Messenger RNA from Aspergillus piperis CBS 112811, 2348 nucleotides. It is a transcript of the gene vps27, whose product is annotated as ESCRT-0 subunit protein VPS27. Gene Ontology annotation, biological process: protein transport to vacuole involved in ubiquitin-dependent protein catabolic process via the multivesicular body sorting pathway; protein targeting to vacuole. Bases 234 to 2348 code for a protein of 704 amino acids. Gene Ontology annotation, molecular function: phosphatidylinositol-3-phosphate binding; metal ion binding; ubiquitin binding. Lineage: Eukaryota; Fungi; Ascomycota; Eurotiomycetes; Eurotiales; Aspergillaceae. Gene Ontology annotation, cellular component: ESCRT-0 complex. The transcript is spliced from 5 exons. The record is from RefSeq and is a predicted model, not a curated record.